This is a messenger RNA of Polistes canadensis, 4394 nucleotides long. It is a transcript of the gene Gyg, whose product is annotated as glycogenin-1. The transcript has 9 exons. The record is from RefSeq and is a predicted model, not a curated record. The coding region runs from base 442 to 4179 and encodes 1245 amino acids. Gene Ontology annotation, cellular component: cytoplasm. NCBI's taxonomy places the organism in Eukaryota, Metazoa, Arthropoda, Insecta, Hymenoptera, Vespidae. Gene Ontology annotation, molecular function: glycosyltransferase activity.
AUUUUGAUCAUACGAGAAUAAGAUAUCGAAGUUCGAUUCCUUGUUGCCAGUGCGUUCGUUUAUUUGUUCGUUCGCUUACUCUAUCGGUAAAAAAGAUUAAGAUCUCUGUCCUUCGCGAGAUGAGACAGAAAAAGGAAGAGCUAAAGUGGGGAAGAGAAGACGAAAAGAGAGAUCGAGUUAGAGAAGAAGUAUAUACGAGCAUCACUUCAUCGUGAUCACUCGCGUCGCGAGGUCGGCUGAGUGUGCACGUAUUCGUAUUUCUCGUUAUUAUUUCAUCCUUAUUACGGCUUCUUUGGCCGACAGCUCGUGGGUGUGUACAUCGGUGUCUCUCUCUUUAUCCACGAAUUUCAUUAACUAGACGAACAGAAAGAAGUAGAAAAGAGAAGGAUAGAAUAAAAGAGAAGAGAAACUCACAGAGUUCUUCAAAAAUUUUCUGCGAUCAUGGCCGGAUAUGCUUGGGUAACAUUGGCCACAAACGAUGCCUAUUCUUUGGGAGCAUUGGUAUUGGCGCAUUCUUUGCGCCGAGUUGAUACCAAAUACGAGCUAGCAGUUUUAGUCACUCCAGGAGUUACGAGUAUGAUGAGAGAAAAAUUGGCAGCCGUAUUCAAUUUGGUACAGGAAGUAAACGUUCUCGAUUCGAAAGAUGAAGCUAAUCUGGCACUUUUGGCAAGGCCAGAGUUGGGUAUCACAUUUACGAAAUUACAUUGUUGGAGGCUAACUCAAUAUGAAAAAUGCGUGUUUGUAGACGCUGAUACGCUUGUCGUAAGAAACUGUGACGAGUUAUUCGAACGUGAAGAAUUAUCAGCUGCUCACGACAUUGGCUGGCCAGAUUGUUUUAAUUCCGGUGUAUUCGUGUUUAGACCGUCUCAACAAACGUUCGCUUCUAUUACUGCCUUUGCAGCAGCUAAGGGUUCUUUUGAUGGGGGCGAUCAAGGCUUAUUAAAUAUGUACUUUCAUGAUUGGGCACGAAAGGACAUAUCGAAACAUUUACCAUUCAUCUACAAUAUGUGCUCUACGGCAGCCUAUUCUUAUCUUCCCGCUUUUAAACAAUUUGGCGAGGAUGUUAGAAUAAUACACUUCAUCGGAAUCACAAAACCAUGGUUACAGUAUUUUGAUACUUUGACUGGUAUCGUACAGCCACCAUCAGGUAUGAACCAUUUGCAACCAUUGCUGCAAUUGUGGUGGAAUAUCUUUUGCGACAAAGUGCAUCCGCAGUUAUCACCUGUUAUGGCAACCAGCACAUUGGCACCAAUUUGGCACGAUAUUACUCCUUUAUCUUUCGUAUCCUUUAUUCCAUCAAACAAUCCUAUUUACAAUGACACGAACUAUAAAUCAUCGUACAGUGACGUUUGCUCAAAAACACCAGACUUCUCAGAAUUUCAAGAUCCUUGGGAAAAUUAUUCUUGGAAAAAAACUGAAACUGUCUUCAUGGAUAAGAAUAAAGAAAGCACUGAAAAUGUUCAAUACUUUUACGAUAAUAAUCAAAUAUCUGAAUUUCCGUUAAGUGGAAAUCAUCAUCAUUGCGUGUACGAAGAAACCGUGGAUCAUAGUUACCACAAGCCACCUUCUCAAGAUUCUAAUCAAUUUCAUCCUGUUAAUUACGAUGAAUGUUCGACUAAUCUACAUUCCGUAGAGUAUAACAGAAAUGAUGGGAAUGUAUUAUCAAUCAGCGAGCAUAAGAAACAUGAUGAUUUAACUCAUUUAUAUUCGAAAGAUAAUUAUGAACAAAAUUAUUCUAGAGAAUCAGAACAACAUCAUUGGAAAAGUGAUGAUCAAUAUCAACAUACGUCACGCAUACACACUGAUGUGCACCAACAUGUUCAAGAACGGCACGAGCAAGAACAACAUCAGCAUCAUUUGGAAUUUCGAUAUGAAACUAAUGAAAAUGAUCAGAAAUUCACAUCUGACAAUAGUCAUGUUGAUUUUCAUAUUAAACAUGAAAUUCAUAAUCAACACGCAUAUCAUAUUAAUCAACAACAAGAAUCUAAUACCUCACAUCAUCAACAGCAACAACAACAUUAUCACGAACAAAAAGAAUCAAAUCAGGAAGAACAAAAAGAAAGACAUUAUCAACAUAACAUACACCAGACGACAGACUUUAUUCAACCUAGUCACGACAGUACGCAUAACAGUGGACAUAAGACUACUGAGACAAUAGUUAACGAGCAAAAUAAUUAUUCUAGUAAUAUCAUAGAUAAACAGACAGACGAACAGAAAUUGAUAUCCCAUCCUUCCUCUGAACCCUGUACAGAUCUCCACAAUGUAGCAACGCAAUCUGACCUGAAUUUAACAGGACAUCUAGACAGUUCAAAUGCUGGUCUUGCUGGUGCAUUAGCUCAAAUGACAUUGGGUGAACCAAGAAGUGCAGAACAAAUUGCUUUAGAAGAACACAUGAGGAAACAAAGUUGGGAACAAGGUCAAAUUGAUUAUAUGGGUCGCGACAGUUUUGAUAAUAUAUGGAAAAAGAUUUGUGAAACACUUUCUUCAGCUUCAAGGCAACCUUCUCCGCCUAAAACAACCACUCAGGAUGAAGUAAAAACUGAUAAAACAGAAGAAACAAAUAUAACUAAAAAAGAAACCGAUUCUGUGUCUAAGUCUGAAGGCAGCGAUGAUAUUAAAAGUCCAGCAAAAGCUGAAACAACUAGUGAUCUGAGCGUAAAACAAUCUUUGAUUUGUAAUAUUCCUAAGGAUGAUAUUUCACAAAAAGAAUCUAUUGAUACAUUUGAAAUGCUUACAAAAGAUGAAUCUAUUGAUAUUGAUAAACAAAGUUCCUCCGUAUGCGAAGAAGUCGAUUCAAAAGAAUCAAAAGAAAUUUCUGAAGCAGAUGCAGAAUUAUGUUUAACACAAACUACCAAAGAAACAGAUUUACCUUCCCUAUCUUCUGAUCAAACGAUGAUUUUGAAAGAAAAUUUAUUAAUAGAUCCGAUACAAGACGUUAUUGUUAAAGAAGAAUUAAAUAGAAAAACAGUGGAAGAGGAAAACGUUGAUAUUCAAACAAAUGUAGACAAAGUAGAAGAAUCGACUAUUGAACAAGAUACAAAAUGUUCUUCUGUGUGUGCUUCUGAAAUUAUGCUUACUAAUCCUGUACCAAUACAAGUAGCGGAAUCAGUUUUACAAGCUGAGCCGAAAGAAUCUGUUUCGCAAGAUCUAAAAUUAAUAACAGAAGAAGUAAUUUCCUCUACAGUUGCACCUCUUCAAGAAUCUGUAGUAGCUUUUUCUGAAACACCAGUUGAAUUAACUAAUAGAACGCAAUUAUGCGAUUCAACUUUAUUAGUAUCAUCGAACGAAGCUGCUAAUAUAAUAAGUCCAAAUACAACUUCAACUAUAAGUCAAAAUGGAGAUACUGUUGUUAAUGGGUCAACGAUGAAAUUAGAUGAAAGCGAUUCGUUAUUAACACCAUCUGUACUCAAACAAGUAGUAGAGGAAAUUCAAAGUCCGCGAGUAGAAGAAAGCCAACCACAAAAGACUGAAAUAUUAAGUGAACAGUUGAGUCUAACGGAGAGUUCACAAAUUAAACAAGAAGAAAGAAGUGAAAAUGUUGAAACAAAGAAAGAAACAGAAGGUCAAAGUACUUCAACAGAAUCAAAGGUAGAACAACCGGAAGAUGCGCAAACAAUUGUCGAAGGAGCUGCAGCAGUAGUGGAAAAAACUUUAGAGCCUUCUUCUUUGGAGUCAACGCCAAUAGAAUGUCCAAUUAGGCCUACUAGAACAAAAGAAAUAUCUAUACCUUCUACACCAACUGUAACAGAACCUACUCCUCCAACUAGUCCUAUAGAUGUCGGUACACAAGAUGUAGAAGGCCAAGGAAAGACUGCUAAAAAAACUACAAAAAAGGUUGCUAAAAAAGCAAGUGUAGAAAGUGAUUCAGCGGAACGAGCUGAUACUGAAACUACAGAAAAGAAGACUGCAAAAAAAGUCGUUAAAAAGGUUGUGAAGAAGCCAAAAGAAAGUCAGGAAGAAGGCGGAGAAUGCUCUAGUUCUACUGAUAAACCUAAAAAGACUGGAAAAAGCACAAAGAAAAUAACAAAAUCUUCGUCAAGUUUAGAAACUGAUACAUCUAUUCCUGAAACUCCACCGCCUGAUAAUUCCGAUGUACCAGUUCCCCCAAAAAGGAAAGUUAAAACUUCUACAUCCAAUAAACCUGCAUCUACUGCUCCAAAAUCUGAUACAGGAUCAUGAUGAGCAUAACUAAUUGACAAUAAUGUUUUAAAAUAUUUGCAAAAAUUCUAUGCUAAAUAUGGCAUCUUAUAUAAACUAUUAUAAAGGGGUGAUAAUUACUAGUCUAUUAUGAUUUUUGAUACUUUUCAAACACUAUAGUCUAUCUAACAAAAAUUUAAACACCUGAUGCUGUAUACCUUUCAAAUUAUUACUUUAUCAAUACAUUGAUUUGUUAU